This is a messenger RNA of Tripterygium wilfordii, 1719 nucleotides long. RefSeq lists its product as uncharacterized. The transcript has a single exon. Lineage: Eukaryota; Viridiplantae; Streptophyta; Magnoliopsida; Celastrales; Celastraceae. Gene Ontology annotation, molecular function: protein binding. Gene Ontology annotation, biological process: cell surface receptor signaling pathway. Bases 1 to 1719 code for a protein of 572 amino acids. The record is from RefSeq and is a predicted model, not a curated record.
AUGGAUGGGGAGGGGAAGCGAAUCCAGGAUGAAUUCUCCUAUCGGAUUUUACUCGCCGAGCGAGUUCACUCAGCAGUCCUCGAAGCGCGGUUGUUUAAGUCCGAUUGUGCCGAGGUGGGGAAAUUGGUUGAACGCCUCUCUCAAAUGCUCCGUACCCUACUCCGCUGCGCCACCUCCGUCCCUUCCUUGUACGAAGCACCGAUUCGCCGUGUGCUCGGCCAGGUCUCUACGAUUCUCGAGCGUGCGUUGCCCUUAGUUCGUAAGUGCAAGCGACGAAACAUCUUUCGCAGGCUACUCUCCAUCAGUAACGCCGGUGAUUUUCGCAGAUUAAUCAAUCUACUUGACUCCUCAAUUGGAGACAUGAGAUGGCUUCUCAGAAUUUUCGAUUACGAAGGCUCCCGUGGGGGAAUUCUCUCUCUCCCUCCAAUAGCGAGCGACGAUCCAAUUCUGGCUUGGGUAUGGUCCUUCAUCGCUACCAUUUAUAUGGCUGAAUUACCUGAAAUUAUUGAGGCUGUGAACGAAAUUGCGGCCCUAGUUCAAGAUAAUGACAGGAACAAGAAAAUCUUUGUGGAAGAAGGCGGCGUGACUCCAUUGUUGAAGAUGAUAAAAGAUCGGACCACCACGGAAGCACAAAUUGCGGCAAUGAGGGCACUGUACAUGUUAUGCAACAAUGAAGAGAGGGUGAGAGUGGUAGUCAAUGAAUCAGGCAUUGAAAUUGUAGUCCAGAUUCUUGUUCUUCUAGUUUCGCCAAUUAGGGCUCAAAUUCAGGCAGCCAAAUUGGUAGCGAGGAUGGCAGAGCACGAUCCAAUUGCACGAGAGGAAUUUGGAAGAGAGAAUGCCAUUAGACCACUCAUGAACUACUUGGCUUUAGACAUGUUUGGUACGGGGAGGAUAGAUUACAGCAAUAGACCAGGAAACAGUGGAAAAGAGAAGGAGAAUGCGAGUCCUGAAUUGAAGAUGGAAUUGAAAUUUGCUUGUUCUGAGGCAGUAAGGAUGCUUGCGAGGGGUAGCGUAUCGAAUGGUAGGAUGAUAUCGGAGUCUUAUGGGCUGUCUUAUUUGGCGAAAUUGGUUGAGAAGGAGCAUGGAGAAUUGCAGGUUAAUUGUUUGAUGACGAUAAUGGAGAUAGCGGUGGUAGCUGAGUUCGAUACUGAUCUUAGACGAGCAGCUUUCAAGACUAGUUCACCGGAUGCAAAGGCAGUUGUCGAUCAGCUCUUGAGAUUGAUUGAGUCAUCGGAUAAUCCAGCAUUGCAAAUUCCUGCCAUUAAGGCAAUUGGUUCAUUGGCUAGAACUUUCCCAGCUAAAGAGAUUAGAAUAAUUAGUCCCUUGGUAGCACAGCUAGAGAAUGGAAACCAAGAUGUGGCAGCUGAAGCUACCAUUUCUCUGCAAAAGUUCGCUAGUCCAGAUAAUUUCCUUCACGCGGAGCAUUCGAAGACGAUAGUUGGGUUUGGUGCCAUCCCAACUUUGAUAAGAUUGCUGAGGAACAACCCAAGGAUACGGUUCCAUGGAUCGGUUCUCCUAUGCUACCUUGCAUUGCACGUUUGCGACCAUAAAGCCUUAGAAAAAGCUAGGGUCUUGACUGCCUUGCAGGGGGCAGAGCAUACCCUUGUUGCACAACAUCCUGAAUUGAGAGAAUUGUUGAGCCAGGCAAUAUAUCAGCUAACCCUUUAUCAUACCUGGAAUAAUUCUUAUAGACAAUCGUAUGUGGGCUUGGAUGGUUAA